Molecule: messenger RNA, 3096 nt
Organism: Trypanosoma rangeli
Lineage: Eukaryota; Euglenozoa; Kinetoplastea; Trypanosomatida; Trypanosomatidae
Product: putative brefeldin A-inhibited guanine nucleotide-exchange protein 2
Exons: 1
Coding region: 1-3096 (1031 amino acids)
Biological process (GO): regulation of ARF protein signal transduction
Molecular function (GO): guanyl-nucleotide exchange factor activity
Source: RefSeq, a predicted model, not a curated record
AUGCAGCGCGCCUCACCAAAGUUGGCGGCGGACCUGGAAAACCGCACCACUUUUUUGGUGCAGCUGCGGUCUCUGCUUACGCAGGCCCAAAACAUUGUAAGGAGAAGCCAAAAGUGCAAGCUGCAGGACCUGCAGGUGGGCUUGGAGGUGUGGGUGCGGGAGGUGGGCGAGGUGGGGACACCACACCCGUCCAUUUGUGCUCCAACCCCUGGUGGCUCCGUCGCACCAUCGCACGACCGGGACCCGCUCCAGUCAAGCUCCCCCGACGUAACCGGGGGAAUAGAUGACAGCAACAAAAACACUGGCAGCGGCAGAAGCCCAUUAACCCCGCCACAGCUGGCCUCAGUCUUGACGUCGGUCACGGCACCCCCGAGUGCACGAUCGCUUUGUGGAGAUGCCCUCUCCUCUACGGUGGACAUGGGGAACAGCGCGAGCAACAAAAUGCUUCACGGUUCAGUGAGCGCUAGCUUUGCUCUGUCCAGCGAUUUUGAGACGCGCAAUCUGGAGGACUUUGCAGAGUUUCUUGGCAUGUUCUUCUCUAGUGGUUUGCAGGAAAUAAUGAAGCUGCGCAGCGUAGGACGUAACGCAGCGCGUCUCGUUAUAGUUCGCUGCUUCUCUAUCAUUGCGUGUUCCCUGCAGCAGGUUUUGCAUCAAGUCUACGGUGAGCCGCGUGAAGCAGAAGAAUUGCUUUCUAAGGUCAACGGAGAGGAUAAUGGAGUUUCAUCUGCAUAUUCUUUUAUACCUUUUUCGCGUGAUAUUCGGAUUGCUACCAACGCGGUGAUGAAGUGCAUUGAGCUUUUGACGAGUCCUAUGGAUGUACUUUCGAUGCGGUUCGCGGCACAGGUUUGCGUGGAUGUUCUAAAGCAGCUUCGUCAGUGUGUUACCUUUUUUGUGUAUCGGGCCCUCUGUGAGGAAAUGAGGCGUUUGCGCAUGAUGAGGGCUGAUGCCAGCGAUCCCGAUGAUCCGUCACUGGAUGCGGCAAAGCUGCAGCAAGGUGCUAAGCGGCGGGCACAAGAACUACGUCUUCAGAUGGGACCCUCUUUGCUUGCUAGUGUUGAACACCUCAUGAGUCUUGUCUGCUCCAGUGUGCGUUACUUGAUGUCGGUUGCCUCGCGGAAGGACGAUGUGUCCUCUCCAGAGGAACGGGGUCUGAAGAAAGAUGUAUGUGCAAACGUAUUUGCUUUGGUGCAGUGGGUGACACCCACAUCGUGGUUGAAUCGAUGCAGGCGGCAACCGUUAUCGGGGGGCAUAGGUGGCAGGGAACAGGAACCGGAUGUUGCCGCGGAACGAUCCCUUCGUAUCGGCUUUCCUCAGUCGGAGUCGUUUCCGGACUGGGACGGCAUGGAAACCACACACCUACUGUGUUAUCGAAUGGCCUGUUGCGUUAUGGACGCGGUGUUUCCCGUGGCAUUUUCGCCUGAAUACAUCGCCUGCGUCGCAGAGUAUUGUGGAGACCAGAAUGAAGGCCAACUGAUGGCCGUACGGGUGCUGAACGACACAGUAAAGAACUUGAUGGAAACAGACAUGGAGGAGUUUCGGCACGUGCUUGGGUGCUCGGCAUGGAGGAAACGGAUAGCGGAGGGCAUCCUGAAUUGCCUCGUGUCGCUAGAGCCGGCGGUGUUAGAGGCAGGCCUGGAUACGCUGCAGCGGAUCAUCGUGGGCUGCCCCGAGUGUGUGGGCUCAGAGGUGGGGUUUGUGUACACAGGCGGGGUCUUUGGGCUGCUGGAGUCGGACAGCACCCCACACAGGAUGCGGCGCCUGCUCCUUCGACAUGUUAUCAGCACAUUUUUCACACCCAUGAAGGACGUUGAACAGCCGUCACUGCUACUGCGCCUGUACCAACGGUUUGACCUGAACGUCCGUUGGCAUCAACUGAACGUGGUGCAGCAGGCCAUCGCGACGCUCUCAAAAACGGUACGCUGCGCCGCCCCAGAAGACUUCGCUGACGAAAAAGAAACGAAAAGCGACAACCAGGAGCCCAUCGUGCCGCAGAAGAGUCCGCCAUUUAUCGCUCUCCAAGGUCUUUCAUGGGCGGUGGAGCUGCUCUCUAGGCACAUCUCGCGGGACGGUGGUGGCGCGGGAGGCAAGACCUACCCAAGGAUUGAAAACCGUGACAGGAAACUAGAGGAGCAACGGGCGGUUGACGUCUUUAACAGCUCUCCCCUGAAAGGGAUCAAAAAGUUGUUUGAUGUCGCUGAUGACGAAAUGAACCCAACUGGGUAUAAAAACGUGGCCGAGAAGAAUUGGGCGCAUCAGCAUAUCCCACUACCAGCAUCUCACGCGACGGACACAAAAGUACACCGCAUAGCGCAAUUUCUGAUGGAGACGCCCUCGCUAAAUCCUGAAUCGGUUGCAGAGUUUCUCUCAUCCCCAGUGGUGCUUCCGUUGCAGGUGUGCCGGGCCUUUAUGGAGACAUUGCCGGUUGCUGGUAAAAGUCUUGUGGACGCAAUGCGGAUUUUAUUUACUCUGGUGCAACUGCCUAAAGAAGGACAGCGCAUUGAACGGCUACUUGAGUUUUUCUGCAGCGCGUACUUCAAGGCGAACUCGGUCGAGGGUGUAGAUGCCGAGAUGUUUCCGUUUAAAACUGAAAACGCGUGCUUUAUUGUGGGUGUGGCAGUCAUCAUGCUAAACACAAACCUGCACAAUCCACACGUUGCAUCUGCGAGAAUGACGGAUUCCAGCUUUUACGCUCAACUGAAGGGGUGCAACGAGGGUAAAGACUUUCCAGAGCAUUUCACAAAGAGCAUCUUUCAUGAAGUGCAUCUGCGCUCGCUCUCCAGUAUGAAGGGGUUCUGGUCAGCAGGAAUGAGUAGUGGGGUGCGGUAUGCAACGGUGCCGUUUCCGGGGAAAAUGGACUCCUUUUUUUUUCUGGUGAAGAGCGCCGUGAAUUGGCAUUUGAUGUCGUGCGGCAGCGUCUCCUCAGCGAGACCCGUGAGUUGGUGUACCGCUACAGUGGUGGUGACGUCCACUUGGAUGAGACGACGCCGAUGUGUUGGUGUUGCAUCACGCAGGAUUUGUUUCUUAGCACAUGGCCUUCGCUGUGCGCCGUCUUUGGUGUUGCUGUGCAUGGAGCCAAAGUGCCAGAGGAGGCCUUGA